Debaryomyces tyrocola is the source of this 1542-nucleotide messenger RNA. The record is from the annotation of a GenBank genome assembly. Lineage: Eukaryota; Fungi; Ascomycota; Pichiomycetes; Serinales; Debaryomycetaceae.
AUGGGAAAGAAGAGCCUUGCUGAAAAGAUCGCUGAGUUGAGUAAACCUUCGACUGAGUUUGAUAUUGAAGAUAACGAUUUACGGAACAAUGUUUUUGAUCAUAAUGAUGAUGAUGACCAUCCUAACUCAGACCUGUCGGAUGAUGAAACAUUAAAGAAGCAGCACUAUUUGGCGGUUGAUAAGUCAAACAUUAGACAGGAAAAUGACAAUUUGAAUUUGGGCAAAGCAUAUGGUGGUAAGGUAACUAGCAGAGGGGAUUUAUACGAAUCUGAUGAAUCCAGAAGCCUCGAUGAGCAUGAAGAUUCAGAAGAUAGUGAUUCGGGAAUUUCUUUAAAAACUAACUCUGAAAGCGAAUCCGAAGAAGAGGAUGAAGAUCAAUCGGAUAGUGAAGACAAAGAUGAAGUAAAGAAGCAAGAAGAUUCAAAUUUAACUCAUAAAAGGUCAAAGUUGAAAGAGCUAAUGUCAAACGAACGUCAACAUAUUGUUAAUAGAUUGUCACAAUCAGCUUCUAAUGAUGCUGUUAAGGGCUUUGCGAUAUUGCAACAACAUAAGUUAUUCGAUUCUAUUAUCGAUAGUCGUAUGAAAGUACAGAAAUCCCUCACAAACUCGAAUGUAUUGCCUAUAGAAAAAGGGAUCUUGAAAGAACACUUUGCCACUAAAAGGACUGAUAAACACUUAAGGCAAGCGCUGGAAAAAUGUUUUGAUUUAUUGGAUAGUAUUAUAGCACUUCGAUCGAAGCUUUUAAAGAAAGACUCUGUUUUGUCAUCUUCCGAAUCCGCUAAGUCGUUCAAUCCUAAGAAGAGAACUUUAACGGACUACUUGGAAGCCACCGGGAAACAAGAUAUUGUAUUAGAAAAAUAUCGAAGCUCUGUAUUAAGUAAGUGGUCAUCUAAAAUUCACAACGCAGCAGGAUCUACUGCUAUUAGUUCUGGUAAAUUCAAGGCCAUAAAUCAAUCAGCGGAACAACAAGUCAUCAACAAUUUGUCUGACAUGGACAGAUUAAUUAAGAGAACAAAACUCAAUAGGCGCCAAGUCAAACCUUUAGGUUAUGAGUAUCUUAUAAAUCAAAGUGACAUAACGGAGCAAGAAUCUAUAGAUGAUCAAAACCCAGAUAUUCCAAAUGAAAACAGACAGACAAACAAAUCCGAUUUAUCUGAAAUUGACAGUAUAUUUGAUGACGAAGAUUUCUAUCGUGUUUUGCUUAACGACCUUGUGGACAAAAAAAUUCAAUCUAGUGACCCAGCCUCGGGUUUAACUGUUUCGUUAAGAAGUGUCCAACAAGCCCAAAAAUUCAAGAAGAACAUUGAUACCAAAGCUUCGAAGGGCCGUAAAUUAAGAUAUCACAUCCAAGAACAGAUCGCAAACUUUGAAGCUCCUAGAGGAGGAUGGAAAUGGGAUGACAAUCAGAUUGAUGAAUUUUUCGCAUCUUUAUUAGGUCAGAAAGUUAACAUGAAUGAAGUAGAUGAAGAUGAAGAUCGUCAUAAUGAUGAAGAUGAAGAAAUUGUUAUUAAUUCUAAUGAUUCCUUCAAAUUAUUUGGUUGA